AUGUUUUUAAUUCAGUGCUGGAAAUCCCCUAUGACGUCUGUGAUAAACUAUAGAUUCCGAUCGAACAAGAACUUCUCGAGGAUAUCAUUCCAAGGCACAGGGCUUCCGUUGUGGGAGCUCAAAUACGAAAUAAUUAACCAGAGAAAGAUGGCGUCGAAAGACUUUGAUCUUCUGUUUUUUGAUGGCGAUACUGGAGAGGAAGUGAAUGACGAAUACCAUGUGAUUACAAUGAACAGUCAUGUGAUAGUUGACCGGAUUCCGUUGUGGAUGUCCAAAGGCGGCUACAAUGUGAAAGAAAAAAGAGCCGAGCCACAGGGACAGCAUCACAAUGUGCAGAAGUACAAUAAGACAAUUCCGGAAAGCUAUGUAUGCUUCAGGUGUGGGCAGAAGGGGCACUACAUACAGAACUGCCAUACAAACCAAGACAAGGCAUUUGAUAUUCUGAGGAUACGCAAGCCUUCUGGGAUUCCAAAAGAUUUUCUUGUUCCUAUAUCUGGAGAAGGAGUGUCAUCGAAUACAGCGAUGCUUGUGACGUCCGAAGGAGGAUACGUUAAGGCACAGCCACAGACACAAGAGUGGAAGAAGUAUAAGCAACGUACAAAGCAUAUAGUUGGCAUUCCUGAGAGAUUGAAGUGUCCGUCUUGCCAUUGCCUUCUAACAAAUCCAAUGAGAACGAAUUGUGGGCAUGUUCUGUGCGAUCAAUGCGUGUGUGUGGAUAGAAAGUGCCAUGUGUGUGGCCAGCAAGUCAAGAAUUUUUCAUUGGAUGGACAUGUAAAGGCCGAAAUAGAAAGAGCCAUGAAUCAAAGAUCUUGA
Messenger RNA from Ordospora pajunii, 813 nucleotides. RefSeq names its product DWNN ubiquitin-like domain-containing protein. The record is from RefSeq and is a predicted model, not a curated record. Bases 1 to 813 code for a protein of 270 amino acids. Gene Ontology annotation, cellular component: nucleus. Lineage: Eukaryota; Fungi; Microsporidia; Ordosporidae. Gene Ontology annotation, biological process: protein ubiquitination; ubiquitin-dependent protein catabolic process. The transcript has a single exon. Gene Ontology annotation, molecular function: zinc ion binding; nucleic acid binding; ubiquitin protein ligase activity.